Aspergillus pseudotamarii is the source of this 1785-nucleotide messenger RNA. RefSeq lists its product as uncharacterized. Lineage: Eukaryota; Fungi; Ascomycota; Eurotiomycetes; Eurotiales; Aspergillaceae. The record is from RefSeq and is a predicted model, not a curated record. The coding region runs from base 1 to 1785 and encodes 594 amino acids. The transcript has 13 exons.
AUGGCGGGAGACAAUGACACCCUUAUCUUUGCGAUAGACUUUGGAGCGACAUACUCUGGAAUUGGGUACAUACAUACGGCUGAAGAUCGUUUGCCCAGAUUUGAUAACUCGUUGGCCGCCAAGAAAUGGGACAACGAGAUCCUUUACGAUGACAAUAAGCACACAAUAAGAUGGGGAUUUCAGGCCCACGGCGAUCUUAGAGCCUUGAAAUAUUUCAAACUGGAGCUGGACCCGGAAGCCAGAGCUCAGCGUAAGGCACUUCGAUCGGCUACUGAAUCCACUCGCUCGCUUGUGGGGACCUAUAGAACUACGAGCGCAGUAGUCGGAGAAUAUGAAGUAAAUCGCGACGCCAAGGCUGUUUGUACGGAUUAUCUCAAGGCUAUUUACCGGACUGCCCUAGAGCAAAUGAACAAUCGAUGGAUUCCAGAUUUCAUCAAGAAAGCUCCUAAAAAGUUCAUCUUAACUGUCCCGGCGAUCUGGACCGAUUCCGCGAAAAAUGCCACAAAGCAGUGCGCCAGGAGAGCUUUUGGCCAACAGGCCAAGAUUGAACUAAUUGCAGAGCCGCAGGCUGCAGCGGUUUAUACCUUGAGUCAAGCACACAUGGUAAAGUCGGUUCGCCCAGGAGAUCACUAUGUCAUCUGCGACGCUGGGGGAGGGACGGUGGACUUAAUCACCUACUGUGUCAAGAAAAUAGAUCCUUUGGAGUUAGUCGAGAGCAUCCCCGGAACUGGGGAAGCUUGUGGAUCGAUCUUCCUGAACCGCGCAUUUGAAGCCUUUCUCCAAGAUAGGCUGGGGAGAUACUACAACGGUCGCAGGAGUGAACAGUUAGAGAGGUGUUUGGAAGAUAUGCGCCGUCGUUUUGAUGCCGAGAUCAAGCAACACUUCACUGGGAAUCGGGACGCUAGGUGGAAUUUUUGGCGUAUGGCUUUUCAACCGAGGACCGCACUCCGUACACAAGUUGACGAAAUCUCAUUAGUUCCACCCGAGUUGUAUGGGGCCCAUAUAGAUGGCACAGAGGAAAACUGUCUGAUCAUCACUGGACGCGAUGUCGCGCAUAUGUUCGAACCCACUGUCACUAGGGUGCUCAAUCUCAUUCGCGCCCAAAUUACAACCCUCUUCAACCGGCGGGGCCACCGUCCUCAAUUAGCCGGAAUUGUGCUGGUUGGUGGAUUUGGCCAAAAUAGCUACUUAUUCAAGCGAGUGAAGGAUGAGUUUCAGCGUCUAGCUGAAAUCACUCAACCGCCUGAUGCCUGGGCAUCAGUGACCUUAGGGGCUCUAAGCUGGGGAAUGAGCAAUCAGACCGUCACGGCAAGAAAGCUAACGCGGUGUUACGGUCAAGAGAUCCAUUUGAAAUACAAUCCCGAUUGUGGAUACCCAAGUGUGCGCCAUCCUUUCACUGGUGAACGAUCUCAAAGGGCUAUGCAAUGGUUCGUCGUGGCGGGCAACGAAGUAUCUGUUGACCAGCCUUUGGAAUUCCCGUUGGUAGCAUAUUGUGAUCCAUCGGGAGAAGCAAAACUCACAAUAAUUCUCUGGGCAUGGAGCCCCUCCCGGGAAGGGGAGAGCCCACCUAAAGUUUGCACUCGAGAAUGCUACAAGGUGGGUAACAUGACCAUUGAUUUAGAAGGGCCACGUAGACGAGCCCCCAGUCUGUGUCCGAGGUUGGACGGAAGAGGCUAUUACCAAAUGUUAGAUUUCACGAUGCAACUGCUCUUUGCAAAUGAGAUCAUUUUCCGAGCUGUAUUCCAGGGCACCACGCAGUAUGCGCGCGUUGAUUAUACGGACUAA